GCGCGGGACCGUUAAAUUUGAAUCUUGGCGACUAGCCUUGAGGUGGCCGGUUGGUGAGUCAGGUGUAUACUGUAGUCCAGAAACACCGUCUGGUCGCUUCAAUACCUCUAAGGGCAGGUUGAAUAAGGAAACUUAAACGGUCUGAGGCCCGGAGGAAAAGCCCGCGCGCGGCAGAACGAGAGCCGGGAAUGCAGGAUGGCGGCGAUGAAGGAAGAGGGUGCUCUGAGUGAAGCCAUGUCCCUGGAGGGAGAUGAAUGGGAGCUGAGUAAAGAAAAUGUACAACCCUUAAGGCAGGGGCGGAGCAUAUCCACUCUUCAGGGAGUAUUGGCACAGCAAGAAUCUGUGCGUAACGCUACCCUGCAGCAGCAGAAACGAGCAUUUGAAUCUGAAAUUCGAUUUUACACUGGAAAUGACCCUCUGGAUGUUUGGGAUAGGUAUAUUAACUGGACAGAGCAGAACUAUCCUCAGGGAGGGAAGGAAAGUAAUAUGUCAGCAUUGUUAGAAAGAGCUGUAGAAGCACUACAAGGAGAGAAAAGAUACUAUAAUGAUCCUCGAUUUCUCAGUCUCUGGCUUAAAUUGGGGCAUUUAUGCAAUGAGCCUUUGGAUAUGUACAGUUAUUUACAAAACCAAGGGAUUGGCAUUUCACUUGCUCAGUUCUAUAUUUCAUGGGCUGAAGAAUAUGAAGCUAGAGAAAACUUUAAGAAAGCAGAUAUGAUAUUUCAGGAUGGGAUUCAGCAGAAGGCUGAACCACUGGAAAGACUGAAGUCUCAACACCGACAAUUCCAAGCUCGAGUUACUCGGCAAACUCUGUUGGCACUUGAAAAAGACGAGGAGGAGGAAGUGUUUGGAGCCUCUGUACCACAACGAAGCACACUGGCUGAACUGAAAAGCAAAGGGAAGAAGACAGCAAGAGCCCCAAUCAGCCGUGUAGGAGGUGCUCUCAGGGCUCCAAAUCAGAACAGAGGACUCCAAAAUUCAUUUCCUCAACCGAUGCAAAGUAAUUCUAGAAUUACUGUUUUUGAUGAAAAUGCUGAUGAGGCUUCUAUAGCAGAGCUCUCUAAGCCUGUAGGCCAGCCAUGGAUUGCACCCCCCGUGUCCAGCGCCAAAGAAAAUGAGCUGCAAGCAGGCCCUUGGAAUGCAGGCAGGCCUUUGGAGUACGGGCCUCGUGGCAAUACAACUUCUGUUACAACUGUACCACCUGUGCUCCCCAGUUUUACUCCAUAUGUGGAAGAGACUGCACAACAGCCAGUUAUGACACCGUGUAAAAUUGAACCCAGUAUAAACCACAUUCUAAGCACGAGAAAGCCUGGAAAAGAAGAAGGUGAUCUCCUGCAAAGAGUUCAGAGCCAUCAGCAAGAUUCUGAGGAGAAGAAAGAGAAGAUGAUGUACUGUAAGGAGAAGAUUUACGCAGGAGUGGGGGAAUUCUCCUUUGAAGAGAUCCGGGCUGAAGUUUUCCGGAAGAAAUUAAAAGAGCAGAGGGAAGCUGAGCUACUGACCAGUGCAGAGAAGAGAGCAGAAAUGCAGAAACAAAUUGAAGAGAUGGAGAAGAAGCUAAAAGAAAUUCAAAGCACUCUGCAAGAAAGAGCGGGUGAUCAGCAAGAAGAGAAGAUGCCUGUAAAGGAAACAGCUGAACUGCGAAUUGCUUCAGAGUCUCAGGAAAUACCAGGAAUGACUCUAUCCAAUUCUGUUUGUCCGGUAAACUCUGGUGCCAGGGAAACUUCACUUGCAGAAAACAUUUGGCAAGAACAGCCUCAUUCUAAUGGUCCCAGUACACCUUUCUCCAUUUUUGACGAGUUUCUUCUUUCAGAAAAAAAGAAUAUCAGUCCUGCAGGCCCCCCACCAGUUCUAGUCCAACGAAGACCGCUUGCAGUUCUCAAAACUUCGGAAAGUAUCACCUCAAAUGAGGAUGUGUCUCCAGAUGUUUGUAAGGGACUUGAGCAUCCCCAGUUUUCCAAUCCACGGAGUGGGGGGUCUUGGAACCAAUCUCCCACAGAUACCAAGGGACGGCUGACUGAUGAAUUUACAGGGAUUGAGCCCUUGAGUGAAGAUGCUAUUAUCACAGGUUUCAGGAAUGUGACUAUUUGUCCUAACCCAGAAGACACUUGUGACUUUGCUAGAGCAGCUCGUUUUGUAUCCACUCCUUUUCAUGAGAUAAUAUCCUUGAAGGAUGUCCCUUCUGAUCCCGAGAGACUAUUGCAGGAAGAAGAUCUGGAUGUGAAGACUUCUGAAGACCAACAGACUGCUUGUGGUACUAUCUACAAUCCAACUCUCAGCAUCAAGAAGCUGAGCCCAAUUAUUGAAGACAGCCGCGAGGCCACACAUUCCUCUGGGUUCUCUGGAUCUUCUGCCUCAGUUGCAAGCACCUCCUCCAUCAAAUGUCUUCAAAUUCCUGAGAAACUAGAACUUACUAAUGAGAUUGCAGAGAACACUGUUCAGUCACCCUGGUGUUCACAGUAUCGCAGACAACUACUAAAAUCCCUGCCAGAGCUGAGUGCCUCCGCAGAGUUUUUUGUAGAAGACAGACCAAUGCCUAAGUUGGAAACAGAGGAGGAAAUUGAAUUAGGUAAUGAGGAUUAUUGCAUUAAACAAGAAUACCUAAUAUGUGAAGAUUACAAAUUAUUCUGGGUGACACCAAGAAACUCUGCAGAAUUAACCAUGAUAAAGGUAUCUUCUCAAACUGUCCCAUGGGACUUUUAUAUCAACCUCAAGUUAAGGGAACGUUUAAAUGAGGAGUGUGAUCAUUUGUGCAGCUAUUAUCAAUACCAAGAUGGCUGUAUUGUUUGGCACCAAUAUAUAAACUGCUUCACCCUUCAGGAUCUUUUUCAACACAGUGAAUUUAUUACCCACGAAAUAACAGUGUUGAUUGUUUAUAACCUUUUGACAAUAGUGGAGAAACUACACAAAGCAGAAAUAGUCCAUGGUGACUUGAGUCCAAGGAGUCUGAUUCUUAGAAACAGAAUCCACGAUCCAUAUGACUGUAAUAAGAACAAUCAAGCUUUGAACAUAGUGGACUUUUCCUACAGUGUCGACCUUAGGGUGCAGCCAGACGUCUUUACCCUCAGCGGCUUUCGGACUGUACAGAUCCUGGAAGGACAAAAGAUCCUGGCUAACUGUUCUUCUCCCUACCAGGUAGAUCUGUUUGGUAUAGCAGAUUUAGCACAUUUACUAUUGUUCAAGGAACACCUACAGGUCUUCUGGGAUGGGUCCCUCUGGAAACUUAGCCAAAAUAUUUCUGAGCUAAAAGAUGGUGAAUUGUGGAAUAAAUUCUUUGUGCGGAUUCUGAAUGCCAGUGAUGAGCCCACAGUGUCUGUUCUAAGGGAGCUUGCAGCAGAAAUGAAUGGGGUGUUUGACACCACAUUCCAAAGUCACCUGAACAAAGCUUUAUGGAAGGUAGGGAAGUUAAUUGGUCCUGAGGCUUUGCUCUUCCAGCGAGAUAGGCAGUCAAGUCUCUCACAGAUUCCUGCCUAAAACCAGUGGUUCUGUUGUGGAACACUGGACAUAUAUGUGCUAUAAAAUCUAAUUUAGGACGCAUUUAAUACACUAUCAACACUUCUACUUUUUGGUAGAGUUAUAUUUCUAGGUAACCGACAUUUUUUUACACAGCAAUGUACCUACACUUGGCUUUGUCUAACUUUAACAAAGAACUGUUUUAUUCUAAAUGGGACUUCAUGUGAAUGGGUACCUUGUUGUUUAACACAUUUGUCUAUAAUUUUUUUCCCUUUUGUAAUUUGUGACAUGUACCCUUAUGAUCAC
This is a messenger RNA of Rhinolophus ferrumequinum (greater horseshoe bat), 3753 nucleotides long. RefSeq names its product BUB1 mitotic checkpoint serine/threonine kinase B (gene BUB1B). NCBI's taxonomy places the organism in Eukaryota, Metazoa, Chordata, Mammalia, Chiroptera, Rhinolophidae. Gene Ontology annotation, biological process: meiotic sister chromatid cohesion, centromeric; mitotic spindle assembly checkpoint signaling. Gene Ontology annotation, molecular function: protein kinase activity. The record is from RefSeq and is a predicted model, not a curated record. The coding region runs from base 196 to 3468 and encodes 1090 amino acids. The transcript has 24 exons.